This is a messenger RNA of Anoplopoma fimbria (sablefish), 2127 nucleotides long. RefSeq names its product serine/arginine-rich splicing factor 1B-like. Gene Ontology annotation, cellular component: cytoplasm; ribonucleoprotein complex; nucleus. The transcript has 5 exons. NCBI's taxonomy places the organism in Eukaryota, Metazoa, Chordata, Actinopteri, Perciformes, Anoplopomatidae. Gene Ontology annotation, molecular function: mRNA binding. The coding region runs from base 265 to 1074 and encodes 269 amino acids. The record is from RefSeq and is a predicted model, not a curated record.
GCCACACCACCGAAGAAGAGCGCUUUGUUGGAGGCAGGCUAGGGUCGCGGCUUACAAGUUUUUUAGCUCAUCUUAAUUUGAUUAUUGUGGCAUCCACCCCGAAGGAGUCCAGCUGCACCGUCACCUGCACAUUUAAGAAGCAAUUCGCCGACAAUAUACCCCGCACAGUGAUCCAUCUGCACGGCGUCUUAGCGUUUGCUCGACCGGAGAAGAGCGUGCUAACUUCCUUAGCUAGCUGUUAUUGUUAGCUAGCUCCGUGCUAAUAUGUCCGGCGGUGGCGGCGGCGGCGGCGGUGGUGGAGGAGGUGGAGGCGGUGGAGGAGUAGUACGAGGGCCAGCAGGGAGCAACGACUGUCGCAUAUACGUGGGGAAUCUCCCUCCAGACAUCCGCUCAAAAGAUGUGGAAGAUCUGUUUUACAAAUAUGGAGCCAUUCGCGACAUCGACCUGAAGAACCGGAGAGGAGGACCGCCGUUCGCCUUCGUGCAGUUCGAGGACCCGAGGGAUUCUGAGGAUGCGGUCUACGGGCGUGAUGGGUAUGACUACGAUGGCUACCGCUUGCGUGUUGAGUUUCCUAGAAGUGGACGGGGAGGUGGAGGCGGCGGGGGUGGUGGUGGUGGCGGCGGCCGUGAUGGUGGUGGACCAAUGGGACCCCAGCGCGGAAGGCAUGGCCCACCCUCUCGGCGCUCAGAGUACAGGGUUCUUGUGUCAGGUCUUCCAUCCAGUGGAAGCUGGCAGGACCUGAAGGAUCACAUGCGGGAGGCAGGUGAUGUAUGUUAUGCUGAUGUGUACCGCGAUGGCACCGGGGUGGUUGAGUUUGUUCGCAAAGAAGACAUGUCCUACGCCGUCCGUCAGUUGGAUAACACCAAGUUUCGCUCUCAUGAGGGUGAGACUGCCUACAUUCAUGUGAAGGUGGAUGGUCCUCGCAGCCCAAGCUAUGGUCGUUCCCGCUCCCGUAGCAGAAGCCGCAGCCGUAGUCGCAGCCGAAGUCCGAGUCCAAGCCAAAGCAAGAGUGGGUCACGUCGCGGCAGGGGGUCUCCCCGUUACUCCCCUCGCCGUUCCCGCUCCCGCACCUAGAGCCACCGGAGCUAAAGCAAUGAGUUCAGAGGAACAGGAUAGGAUUGGAACAGAGGAAACAGUUCAUUUUAAGAUAAACAGGAGGAGGAGUCAAAUAUGGCACCAAUGGUAUGAUGGCUGUGCCUUGUCAACUGUGAAAUCUGCUUUAUAAGGCUGUUAAGUUUUUUUUAAAUGCACUUGACAAUAGAGUGCUGUUGUUGAAUGUUUUCAGUUGUAACAAGUUCUCUAUACCACUUUGUAUUUGGAGACCCAAAACUUUUUUUUCUUGCUUUGCUCGUCUUCGUCUUUUAGUCUCCAAAGUAAAUAUCAGUAGUUUGGGACAUAUUAUAUAGGGUGUUCCCUGUUUUCACAAAGUAAACUCCCUUGUAGAUGCAUUUACUGACAUUUUAUUUUGGUAUUUUCCGAAGGUGUGAUUCUAACUUGCCUCCUUCUCUUUGGUUCUGCUGGUAUUCUGAAGGUUUGGACUGGGCUCAUUGUCCCCCCAUUCCGGAGCCGGAUCAGGAUUCAGGAUCAGAGCAGGAUUAGGAUUAGGCUUCGGGAUGGAUACAUGGAUCAGGAGCAUGGGAGCAUUUUACCGGGAGAUGAUCCUGACCCCUGGCCCUGUCCACAUAACUACAUCAAAACCGGAAAUAGGGAAAUAUUCAAACUAAAUUGGCUUUCAAAUAAUCCAAAUUAUUUUUUCCUCCAUUUUGUGUGGGACUUCAGAGACACACUAACUGACGGCACUGUGACAAGCCAUUAUUUUACGAUUUUUGUUUUUCUAAAUUAUACAAAAUAAAGAAGCGCAAAGCUCCGCUCAAAACCAGGAGGAGGGCUGGGAGGUGCAGGAUGGAUCCACACGCUUAAGGAGAGUGGUAAAUAGUGGGCGACCAUUAACAGCGGAGGAGGGAGGGAAGAGGGAGGACUGGGACGCGACAAGGGAAUGUGACCUUAAUGUGGUUUGUAUCUUUUUCUUAGGUCAGUCUUUUGCUGCACAGGAUGAUUUGAUUGAUUUUCUUAAGUAUAACCUCAAGUAUCCUAAAGCUUUAUUCUCUUUUAAUAAAAAUUUCAGUA